AUGCUCUACCCCAAUCCAAAGCCCAGUAGGGCAACUCUGUCGGCAAUCUUCAGCGCACCCAUGUUUUACAAGAUCAUCACCAUUUGUCUGGCGUUGUCUCUAUCCCUCUAUGCUUUGGUCUGGUGGUCGGAGGUAGAAAUAAGGCCGGCAGGCUGGCAACACGACAAUGUCAGCACAACAGAGCGGCCGGAGGUACCAGUUGACCAGGACCGUCGGUUUGCCUUAAUCGUCCCUUCUACCAACCCAAGUCCGAAUCUGUGCAGGACAGUCUUCAGCGCCAUGGCUUUAGGCUAUCCAAGCCCAGUCAUCAUCAAUUGGGGACUCAACUAUAGGGAUAUCUCACAUUGGAGACUUGGCAAGAAUCUUCCCAAGAUCGUCGGCUUUGUCAACUACCUUGACUCAGUUAUGCACCCCAGUGCUGCCGCAGAAGAGAAGCUAUUCGAUGACGAUAUCGUUCUCAUGGUUGAUGCCUAUGACGUGUGGUUCCAGCUCCCUGCUCAAGUUCUUCUCAGUCGGUACCAUGAGAUCAACAGGAAAGCCAAUGAAAGACUGCGCAAAGAAUGGAAGCGGAAGGAUAUACCCAUGCCGAUGAAGCAGACAAUCGUCGCGGCAUCGCAAAGGAAAUGUUACCCCGAGGAUCCUGUAAAAUUUGGUGUGGACAUGAAAUGUGACCGCUGGCCCGAGCCUCCUUUGAGAGAAGACCUCUAUGGACCGGAGACGGAAAAGAACGCUACCUUCUGGCACAACAACAGACCGAGGUGGAUCAAUGGCGGCAUGUACAUAGGCCCAGCAGGCGACAUGAGACGACUGUUUCGCCGUGCCAAGCAAAACAUCGAAAGAAUGGUCGCAGAGGCUUUCCCUAUAAGGAGCGAACAGGGUAUGAUUGGCGAAGUACUCGGUGCGCAGGAAGUCUGGCGUGAGUUGCAGAGGCAAAACCACGUCAGCGUUGAUGUGGAGGACUUCGUGGGAGAGAAUUUCGAAUUCCACAUUGGACUUGAUUACGCUCAGGACAUAUCGGCACAAGCUUUCGCAACUGAGAUCAGACCAGAGGAUGACCUCUUCGACGGUGACUUUGUCAUGUUGAGCGACCAAGCGUCCAUCGAAAAGAAUUCUGAGGUACGCGGUAUAUCACCAGUACGAGUGGAGGGUAUCCCAGAUGAUCUCAAGUCGGUUCAAAGCCCAUUGGUUGAACAAGGCAAAGCCGUUGACUGGAGCGACAUGCGUCUGUAUACCGAUUUCUUCCUCACAACAGUACCAGCUAUACUGCAUCACAACAAGUUCAAGGAGAGACGUGAGACUUGGUGGGAUAGACCAUGGUACCACCAAAAGCUGCGUGGCCUUGUCAAAUCCGCUCUGCUACCUAGAAAAGGUAAUGAGCCUUUGGCUACUGUUCAGCUUGAGGGCAGCAAGGUCAGAUACUGGGCAGCUUCAGCGGAGAAGAAAGACAGAUAUCCCCGCAUGGCCGCCAUCUUCCACUGUUUUGUCAGAGUUCAUUUCGUCAUCGACAUUGGCCGAAUCCUCGGUCUCAGAGACUUCCACUGCAAUUGGCUCAACGAGCUCCGAAUUCGCCCAAGUCAGCGUCUCAAGAACCGAGUCUUUGGUCAAGCCAACUUCUAUCAAGACACCCGAAGCCACCCCCUCAAUGAUACAACAACAGCUCUCACAGCAGGUGCUCUAUCGGUCGAAACAACUACAGCUGUCGCAACCACCACCACUUCCGAAGAGGCAGGCCCAACAGGCUUCUUCCUCGUCCCGGGUGAGGGUCCAGCUCUCGAAGGCCAGGGCGAGUCCAACGGCGACAGUUUUACUCCCAUGGUCCUUUGCGACUGCGGCUCGACUUUCAACUCUGCCCGCUUCCUAGUUGACGAGAUCACCGGUGAACUCCAAUACCUGCAGGUCGGGUUACCUUACGCCCUGAUCACGCGGUGCGAGAGCCACAAUCUCUACUACGGCAGUGUGCCCCUCAACUGUGCAUCAAUUAGGGGUCCUGGCACCUCUGUCGGAUGCAGUGCUGCGAAAUUGGAUUAUCAGACAACUGGAUCAGGUUCCUCUCAGGCGUGUUCGAGAUCACAGGAUCCCGAUUGGGGCGCGUUGUUUAUUACUAACAGUGAUGUCUGA
This is a messenger RNA of Fusarium subglutinans, 2118 nucleotides long. RefSeq lists its product as uncharacterized. The record is from RefSeq and is a predicted model, not a curated record. Bases 1 to 2118 code for a protein of 705 amino acids. The transcript has 4 exons. Lineage: Eukaryota; Fungi; Ascomycota; Sordariomycetes; Hypocreales; Nectriaceae.